AUGAAUAAAUUUGAAAUUCUUUCUCAUGAUAAUCUUCGACUUUCUGGUUAUGAUUGGCCAUCUAAUCAAGAUCCAGAUUCACCAAUUGCUGUAUUAAUACUUGUACAUGGUAUUGCAGAACAUUGUAAACGAUAUGAAUAUUUUGCAAAAUUUUUUAAUGAUAAUGAUAUAGCAGUAGUUUCAAUGGAUUUACGUGGUCAUGGUUUAAGUGAAGGAAAACAUACUUAUAUACCAACAGCUGAAGCUAUAUAUCAAGAUGUUGAUUCAUUAAUAAAAAAAGCAAAAUGUCGAUAUCGAAAUUGUCCAGCUAUACUUUAUGGACAUUCAAUGGGUGGAAGUAUAGUAUUAUCUUAUACACUUAAUCGUUAUUCAAAUCCAUCAGAUAAAUGUCCAUAUCAAGCUUUAAUUGUAUCAAGUCCUUGGAUUCGUUUAGCACGAUUUCUUCAACCACCUCGUCCUAUUCAUUCAUUAAUUCGAAAAUUUAGUCGAAUACGUCCAUCAUUAAAAGUUCCACUUCGAUUUAAUCCAGCUAAAAUAACACGUGAUGAACAUAUUGUUUAUACUUAUAAUGAUGAUCCUGAUAUACGUCGAUCAGCAACAUUAUCACUUGCUUAUACAAUGGGUAAUAUAGCAAGAAAACUUGAUCGAUCAAAUAGUACAUUUUAUAUACCUGUUUUAAUUCAACAUGGAUCGGCUGAUGCAAUAACAAGUCAUAAAGCAAGUUCAAAAUUUGCUAAUCGAGGAAAAAAUAUUCAAUUUCAAAGUUGGCCUAAUUGUUUUCAUGAAUUACAUAAUGAACCUGAAAGAGAAGAAAUCUUACAUUUUAUAUUAGAUUGGAUUCAUGAAAAAGCUAUUGAUUAG
Rotaria sp. Silwood1 is the source of this 861-nucleotide messenger RNA. The record is from the annotation of a GenBank genome assembly. NCBI's taxonomy places the organism in Eukaryota, Metazoa, Rotifera, Eurotatoria, Philodinida, Philodinidae.